CUUGGGAAAACAGUGUUCCAUUGCGCAUCAUCAUCCGUACGUGAAGGACUUCAUGACUUAGGAUUCACAAAAAUGACCAGUGAACUAAAGCUUCAUUGGAAGUGCAUAUAUGGCACAGUAAUCAUCCUGUAUGUCGCCUUACCCGCGCCAUUAGAUGCAAUGGAAAGGAUACAAACCUGCCACAAGAAUUUGUUUGGACUCAACUACACCUUACCAAUGUUCAACGAGUGUCUGCCGAAGCAACACACCAACGGCAGUAUGGUACAGAUGAUUCCGAAGCUCAUCCCUGUUUCGACAGCGACUAACGGUUGUCCCAGACGGAAUGGAAAGUUCGGAGUUCCUCCCGGAUACAGAGCAUGCAGAUUUCCUGAUUGUGACAAGAAGCUCUGUGAAAACGGCUGGUGUGAGGAGACCAUGGAGAGUUAUCUAUGCCACUGUUUACCUGGAUUUCAAGGGAAACAUUGUAAUGAGCAAGCACCAUCACUUAUGACUGACUUCACGGACAUGUCUACGAUCAUACCGGCCGAAUUGACGCAAGUCACCGCCACGGCCGUUCCUAGCCUCCCACGUGACUGUGCAGAGAUUCAGACUGGUGGCCUAUCCCAUCUCAGUGGAGUGUAUCCCAUCUAUCCCGAUGGAGCUGGAGAUGACCCUCUCUUCGUUUACUGUGACAUGGAAACGGACGGUGGCCGCUGGACGGUCUUCCAGCGUAGACAGGAUGGUUCUGUUGACUUCUUUCUUUUCUGGUCCAACUACAAACACGGCUUUGGAAACGUUUCCUUCGAGCACUGGCUAGGUAACGACAACAUCCACCGUCUAUCCCGUCAGAAGACCUACGAGCUCCGGAUCGAUCUCGAAGACUUCGAAGGACAUACACGCUUUGCCACCUACAGCAAUUUCAGUAUUGCGGACGAGGUCGCAAAUUACACCAUGGCCCUUGGCAGCUACUCCGGAGACGCAGGUGACAGUAUGUCGUAUCAUGCGGAUUUUCCGUUCAGUACACAGGACCGCAAUCCUUAUAGUGAGGUAUGGUUACUCUGCGCCAUUCGUAGGAAAGGGGCCUGGUGGUACACUGACGGGUAUAAUGAUUGCCUUCGUGCUAACCUCAACGGCGUUUACAUGAAAGGUCCAAUCGCACUGGCGAAACAAUCCGCGGGUGUGGUCUGGCGUUCCUGGCUCGAUUAUGGAUACCUUAAGAAGACGGAGAUGAAGCUUCGCCCGACGUAAAUUAAAAAGGCUUGUGAUAAGAAGGGGCCGGUUCAUCGCGGGGUUUCGAAAGAACGAGCACCGCAUUUCACAUGUUGUAUCUUAUCACACACAGCUUCUCAGCUUUUUUCCCUUUGAGAAAGACGCAAAUUACAACACCCUCAAAGCAGUUUUACUUAUUUUCAUAUCAUUUUAAUAUAAAGGGAGUUACGACAUGUUGCUUUAGUAAGUGUUCACAAAUGUUUGCUUAAAUACAUAAUAAUCAUGAAAUAAUAUUUUACAAGAAUUUGAACUACGAAAAAGAUGCAGUGAAUUACAUACUGUAUAUUCAUGUAUUUAUGAAAGAGGCAGAAAUGUUACCUUUGCGCUUUGUACAUAUUAUUAAUUUGUAUAUGAUGUGUUAUACAAAUAUUUUCAUUGCUCAUGUUAAUGACGAAAUCGUCAUCGCCUUGUUUUUGUUCACAUUCUGCCCCAUUAAUAUUCUUCUUCUUCGUCUCCUUAGUGUUUUCGUCAGAAAAUCGCAUUCGUUUUCCACAUAGUGCUUGUUAUUCCUAGUUAGGGGCUUUCCUCAAGUCCAUUUCCAUUCAAAUUUCAUAGGCUUAGUCUUUAACAUCUCAUCAAGGUCACUACAUUCCUCAAUUUUCGAAAUCACUCAUGCA
Strongylocentrotus purpuratus (purple sea urchin) is the source of this 1865-nucleotide messenger RNA. RefSeq names its product ficolin-2. The coding region runs from base 73 to 1227 and encodes 384 amino acids. The record is from RefSeq and is a predicted model, not a curated record. The transcript is spliced from 8 exons. Lineage: Eukaryota; Metazoa; Echinodermata; Echinoidea; Camarodonta; Strongylocentrotidae.